AUGCACUGGUCACCGUUUAGGACUCGGCUGAGUCGGCUUUCACUUCUCUUUGCCUUCAUCAUCUUUGAAGGUGUGGGUGCAGCUUCACCUGACGUGGCGUCGAACUACAAGGAGCCGGUGACCGGUGUUGUCCACCCCUUUGGCCAGCUUGUGGACUCUGCAGAGAUAGUCAGCAACUCUAAGUGCAAUGAGUACGUGGCAUACGACGCAGUGAGUCGGGAGAUCCUGGCGCCUUUUCUGCAUAAAUUGGCACCUGCCAACGUGCACAAGAGAAUCAAUCAGUCGAGCCUUUCUGUUGUAGCCUUAUCCGUCCAACUACCGACCGUCAAUGUCCAUGAAAUGAGACAAUUUGCUCCAAAGUUUGGGCGAGAAAAGGACGAGUUGCAAGCGGAUGUUUGUGUUUCCAGCUUACGCAGUAACGGCCAGUGUAAACGAUGGAGCAGGGACUGCCGAGCCGACUACAGAGAGACCUAA
Echinococcus granulosus is the source of this 474-nucleotide messenger RNA. RefSeq lists its product as hypothetical. The record is from RefSeq and is a predicted model, not a curated record. The transcript is spliced from 3 exons. NCBI's taxonomy places the organism in Eukaryota, Metazoa, Platyhelminthes, Cestoda, Cyclophyllidea, Taeniidae. The coding region runs from base 1 to 474 and encodes 157 amino acids.